GCAGAUAAAAUAUUAUAAUAUUUAUAAUAUAUCACAGUAAAUCACAUAUUUUAUUUAAUGAAAAAUUGAUAGUUUAUGUUUUAAAAAAAAAUGGAAAGUGGUUUUUCGACAACAAUAUGACAACUGUAAAAGAUGCCGCGCUGGUGCAAUCAACUAAUAAAAUGAUUCAUUAAACUCCCAAUUUUUCGAAAUAUUAUAUUUUAGAUUUUGACGCAAAAAUCCGUAUUUUAUAACUGAAAGUGUCAAAAUAUUUGUAGAACAGUCUUGAAAAGAUACGAAAAGACGACAUAUACACAUCUAUAUCAGAGAAUAUAAGGACAUAAUAUUAAAAAUAGCGGUGAAAAAUGGCUCCAGUUAGAGGUGAUGGAAUGCGAGGCCUGGCUGUCUUCAUAUCGGACAUCCGAAAUUGCAAAAGCAAAGAAGCUGAAAUAAAACGUAUCAACAAGGAACUGGCGAACAUUCGUAGCAAGUUUAAAGGAGACAGAACUUUGGAUGGAUAUCAAAAGAAGAAAUAUGUCUGUAAGUUGCUGUUUAUUUUUUUGUUGGGCCAUGACAUCGACUUUGGACAUAUGGAAGCGGUCAAUUUGUUGUCGUCAAACAAAUAUUCGGAGAAACAAAUUGGCUACUUGUUCAUUUCUGUAUUGGUCAACACAAACAGCGAUUUGAUUAAAUUGAUAAUUCAAAGUAUCAAAAAUGAUUUGAAUUCGAGAAAUCCUAUUCAUGUUAACUUGGCUUUGCAAUGUAUUGCAAACAUCGGUAGCCGUGACAUGGCCGAAGCAUUUUCAAAUGAUAUACCAAAAUUAUUGGUUUCUGGCGAUACGAUGGACGUUGUAAAGCAAUCAGCAGCUUUAUGCCUUUUGCGUCUGUUUCGCACAUGCCCCGAAAUCAUUCCAGGUGGUGAAUGGACAAGUAGAAUUAUUCAUUUAUUGAAUGAUCAACAUAUGGGCGUCGUUACAGCAGCAACAAGUCUGAUUGAUGCCUUGGUCAAAAAAAAUCCUGAAGAAUAUAAAGGCUGCGUUAGUUUGGCCGUAUCUCGUUUGUCACGUAUUGUUACAGCUAGCUAUACGGAUCUACAGGAUUACACAUAUUAUUUUGUGCCGGCACCAUGGCUGUCGGUUAAACUUCUUCGUCUGCUUCAAAACUAUAACCCUGUCACUGAGGAUCCUGGUGUACGUGGUCGUUUGAAUGAGUGUCUCGAAACUAUAUUGAACAAAGCACAAGAACCACCGAAAAGCAAGAAGGUUCAACAUUCAAAUGCAAAGAAUGCGGUUAUAUUUGAGGCAAUCAAUUUGAUCAUACACAGCGAUAGUGAACCAGCUUUGCUUGUACGUGCAUGUAAUCAACUUGGACAAUUCUUGAGUACUCGAGAAACAAACUUACGCUAUUUGGCUCUUGAAUCAAUGUGUCAUUUAGCAACAUCAGAAUUUUCACAUGAAGCGGUCAAGAAGCACCAAGAAGUAGUAAUUCAAUCGAUGAAAAUGGAAAAGGAUGUGUCGGUGCGACAGCAAGCAGUUGACUUGCUAUAUGCAAUGUGCGAUCGAAGUAAUGCAGAAGAGAUUGUUCAAGAAAUGUUAAACUAUUUGGAAACGGCCGACUAUUCAAUUCGUGAAGAAUUGGUGUUGAAGGUGGCCAUUCUUGCUGAAAAAUAUGCCACAGACUAUACAUGGUACGUGGAUGUUAUACUGAAUUUAAUUCGUAUUGCUGGUGAUUAUGUUUCGGAGGAGGUAUGGUAUCGUGUUAUUCAGAUUGUUAUCAAUCGAGAAGAAGUACAGGGCUAUGCAGCAAAAACAGUAUUCGAAUCACUUCAAGCGCCCGCAUGCCACGAAAACAUGGUUAAAGUGGGUGGAUAUAUUUUGGGUGAAUUUGGCAAUUUGAUUGCUGGUGAUUCACGAUCUGCGCCACUCGUGCAAUUCAAGCUACUUCAUUCAAAAUAUCAUUUGUGUUCGUCAAUGACACGCGCUCUAUUGUUGUCAACAUACAUAAAAUUUGUAAAUCUGUUCCCAGAAAUUCGAACAAAUAUACAAGAAGUUUUCAGACAACAUAGCAAUUUAAGAUCGGCUGAUGCGGAGCUUCAGCAGCGUGCUAGCGAAUAUUUGCAAUUGAGUAUUGUGGCUUCGGCUGAUGUUUUGGCAACAGUUUUAGAGGAAAUGCCAUCAUUUCCUGAAAGAGAAAGCUCAAUCUUGGCUGUUUUGAAGAAGAAAAAACCAGGCCGAGUACCUGAAAAUGAGAUUCGCGAUUCUAAGAGUCCAUUGCCAAAUCAAAACCAAAACAAUACUCACAACGCAAAUCAUAAUAAAUACAACAAUAACAAUGGAAAUAACGCAGAUUUGUUGGGAUUAAGCACACCGCCAUCAAAUCAAAAUUCUCAUCAAAGUGCACUAAUUGACGUUCUCGGCGAUAUUUACAACAAUUCGUCCGUUCAUAACAACGCAAAGAAAUUCGUUUUCAAAAAUAAUGGAGUGCUAUUUGAAAAUGAUUUACUACAAAUUGGUGUAAAGAGUGAAUUCCGGCAAAACUUGGGUAGAUUGGGAUUAUUCUAUGGCAAUAAAACUCAAGUGGCACUUGAGAAUUUUCAACCUAUUUUAUCCUGGUCCACUGAAAACGCUUUGAAGUUGAAUGUUCAGAUAAAACCAGUUGAGCCAACUUUAGAGGCCGGCGCACAAAUUCAACAAAUGAUUACUGCUGAGUGCGUAGAUGAUUUUACAGAUGCCCCUUCGCUUGAUAUAUCAUUUAAGUACAAUGGUGUCCAACAGAAAUUCAAUCUUAAAUUACCAUUAACAAUCAAUAAAUUCUUUGAGCCGACUGAAAUGAAUAGCGAAUCAUUUUUCGCAAGAUGGAAAAAUUUGGGAGGAGAACAACAACGAGCACAAAAAGUAUUCAAGGCACAAACUCCGCUUGAUUUGCCUUCAGCAAAGAAUAAGUUGUUGGGAUUCGGUGUUCAACUAUUGGAUGGUAUUGAUCCAAAUCCGGACAAUAUGGUAUGUGCAGGUAUUAUCCAUACCCAAGGGCAACAGGUCGGAUGUUUACUUCGUUUAGAACCGAAUCGCCAGGCACAGAUGUUCCGAUUGACGAUUCGAUCAAGUAAGGAGACUGUCACCAACGAAAUAGCUAAUUUGCUCGUUGACCAAUUCUAAGAACAAAAUUGUACAUUUCUAGACAAAUAAAUAUAAGAAAGAAUGCAAUGUUCUUUGCUAUAUUUGCUCCGAAUUUCUGUGAGGAUACAUAAAAUAGAUAAUAUAUAAUAUCGGAUAAAUCAAAGAAACAAAACAUCCAACUCCAUAUACUUACUAAUGUUGUUUUUAAUAUAAUGUUCAAAACAUGAUAUUUGCUUUAAUUCUCCCGAAUAUUUUUAUUGAACCAAGUCGUCUGCAGUAAAUAAAAAGAAAACAAAACUCACAUACAACAAUUAAUAGCAUGACAUAUAGACACACAAUAUGUUCAAGAUUUGGUGAAUUUUCUUUUCACAUUAAAGUUAAAAUCAGCCUAAUUAAAUGUAACAAUCACUAUCGCGGUGCAAAGAAAAUAUAUGAAAAAAAUGAAACACACUUACACACAAUAAUCGCAUUAAGUGUUUAAGAAUAUAUUAAUGUAAACAAGCAAAUCUUCAUUUAAUCGUUAUAUCCUUUCAAAGUGAAAAAUGUUUUGUUGUCAAAUAAAAUGAAAAUAUAUGGACAAUUUUACAUUUAAGGUGUCACUAUUUGAAACGAUCACUGUUUCAUGACAGGUGAAGUGAACAUUCCUUGUAUAAAAAAAUGAAUAUUAAAAUUAUAUUAUAGUGUAAGUUAAGCGCUAUAAAAAUAUGGUAAUCUCGACAAUGACAUUUGAAAUGGAACGGUAUUUGUGAGCCAUCAUUUUAAUAAUUCAACUUAAUCUUAGUGAUGUUCUCACUAUACAAUAAAAAAUAUUCAUCUAGCAAAUCAUGACCAAAAUAAACAGAACAGAAUAGAACAGAUAAAUGAACGCUGUAUCACACGAAAUUUGAACAAACAAACAUUUGAAGAGCGCAAAUUGCUCAUAAAUUUAAGAUCAAAGUUUAAUUGAUUAAAUUAAAUAAAACAUGGUUCUACCCAAA
Molecule: messenger RNA, 4072 nt
Organism: Contarinia nasturtii (swede midge)
Lineage: Eukaryota; Metazoa; Arthropoda; Insecta; Diptera; Cecidomyiidae
Gene: AP-2alpha
Product: AP-2 complex subunit alpha
Exons: 10
Coding region: 345-3134 (929 amino acids)
Biological process (GO): intracellular protein transport; clathrin-dependent endocytosis
Cellular component (GO): membrane coat; AP-2 adaptor complex
Molecular function (GO): clathrin-cargo adaptor activity
Source: RefSeq, a predicted model, not a curated record